Molecule: messenger RNA, 2897 nt
Organism: Megalobrama amblycephala (Wuchang bream)
Lineage: Eukaryota; Metazoa; Chordata; Actinopteri; Cypriniformes; Xenocyprididae
Gene: dio3b
Product: iodothyronine deiodinase 3b
Exons: 1
Molecular function (GO): thyroxine 5'-deiodinase activity
Source: RefSeq, a predicted model, not a curated record
CGAAAGAGAGAGAGAGAGAUAGAUAGUGAGUGAGAAAGAGAGAGAGAGAGAGAGAGAGAGAGAGGAGAGAGAGAGAGAGAGAGAGAGAGAGAGCGCACGCUAAACGACACGGCUGUAUCUGUACCUGUCCGGAUGGGGAUGGAGAUGCUGCAUGGAUCCGCAGGUGUCCAAACGGCGAAGGCGCUGAAAAACGCCGCCGUGUGCCUGAUGCUGCUGCCCCGCUUCCUGCUCGCGGCCGUGAUGCUGUGGCUCCUGGAUUUCCUGUGCAUCCGGAGGAAGGUGCUCAUGAAGAUGCGGGAGAGCGACGUCGGCAGCCCCGACGACCCGCCGCUCUGCGUGUCCGACUCCAACAAGAUGUUCACGCUCGAGUCGCUGCGCGCCGUGUGGUACGGCCAGAAGCUGGACUUCUUCAAGACGGCGCAUUUGGGAGGCGCGGCGCCCAACACCGAGGUGGUCCCGCUGGACAGCGAGCGGCGGAGAGGGGCGCAGCGGAUCCUGGACUACGCCCGCGGGAGGAGACCCCUCAUCCUCAACUUCGGGAGCUGCUCCUGACCGCCGUUCAUGACGCGCCUGUCGGCGUUCCAGCGCGUCGCCCGGCAGUACGCGGACAUCGCGGACUCGCUGCUGGUGUACAUCGAGGAAGCGCAUCCGUCGGACGGCUGGGUGAGCUCCGACGCGCCCUACCAGAUCCCCCGGCACCGCUGCCUGGAGGACAGGCUCCGCGCCGCGGAGCUCAUGAACCAGAAGGUGCCGGGGAGCGCCGUGGUCGUGGACACCAUGGAGAACUCGUCCAACUCGGCGUACGGCGCCUAUUUCGAGCGCCUCUACAUACUGAAGGACGAGAAGGUCGUGUAUCAAGGCGGCAGGGGUCCGGAGGGCUACCGGAUCUCGGAGCUCAGAGACUGGCUGGAGCGCUACCGGAACGAUCUGGAAGCUUCUAAAGCGGCGGUGGUGGUUCACGUUUAAGGCGGACGGACGGACGGAUGUUUUUCCCCCCCUCAGCCCUACUCUCGUGUCCUUAUCAUAAAGUCAUUGGCUGUGUUUCAAAACAUAGUGACUGUCUGCGCUCUCACCAACGGGGAAAAAAAAGUUCUUGAUGUUCCAUUAUAGCUUCUGCAGAUCAAUGUUUUGGGUUCUUCAAACCUCAUUGGUGGCGUUUCAAAACCUACACUCUCUUAAAUAUAUGCUAUAUGGCUCUUUGGGAAUGAAGGAGCAUCCACACAAUGAAACAGUGAUGAUUUUCCAUGGAGCUUGAGCCAGGCUUCCCAACCAGGGGUCCAUGCACUGUAAAAGCGUUUUCUCAGGUAACCUAAAGAUGAGAAUGACGUUAGGUUACAGCAUCGAAAGUCAUUUUAGCAGUAGAAACAGAUUCUUAACAGUUGCACAUUUCACUUUGUUUACAGUGUGGACCCCUGGGGGCCCGUGAAGUGUGUUUUUACAUUUCCAUGUCAUGAUAUAAGAUGGAUGGAUGCUUUUCCAGACCACUCUUGUGUCUUUAUAAUGAAGUCGUUAGCUGUGUUCAAAACCUGUCUGCGAUUCUCAUCACACGCUCUAAAAAAAAAAAAAUGCAAAGAUUGGGUUGUUUUGACCCAACGUGCUGGGUAGUUUUAUUUAACUCAACUAUUGUUUAGAAAUCACUGUAUUUCUUAAUUAAACUGAACCUAAAAUAGGUUGGAAAUUAAAAAUCAGACACGUAAUUAUUAGAUGCAACAAUAAUAAUCAAAAGGUGAACAUUUAUUAAUAAGCAAUUUAAUAAAUGUUAAGACUUCAGAUGCAAAAGCCUCUAAAAUGAGCAUUUUUAUCAAACUCGUAUGUUCAGGUUCACUUUAAUGGCAAUUAAAAGGUUAUUUUCAUGUGAAUAAACAUACAAAUGCUCAUUUAGAGGCUUUUGCAUCUGAAGUCUUUUGUUUAUAUGUUUAAUAAAUGGACAAUAAACAUUUAUUAAAUUGCUUAUUAAUAAAUGUUCAUCUUUUGAUAGUAAUUAUGUGUCAACAUAUAUUGGGUUCAUUUUAAGCCAGACAUAAAGUGAUUUUGAAUCAAUAGCUGAGUUAAAUAAAUGUUGAGUCAAACCGCUGGGUCAAAACAACCCAAUUUUGUUCAUUUCCAACCCAGGGUUCUUGAGAUACCAAACAGCUCUUUGGUGUUUCAUCAUAUGUCCUGAUCUAACACUAGAUCCAGGGUUUUCAACCAGACGAGAAGAACAUUUUUAUGAAUGUUUGAAUUGAUCUGUUUAGAAUUAUAUCAUGCAUUAUUGUUUAAGUUCUAAAGUGUUGUCAAGCUUUUUAUACCGGGUCUGUAAACGGCUGAAAACCCUUGAACUAGAGGAUAAAACGUCGAGAAGGUUCAUGCGCUUCAAACACGCAGACACCAGGUUUUGAACACAGCCGUCAAAUCUGCUGCUAUACAGGCUGUCGACCACAAUACUGCAAAUGUUGGCUUUUAGUUUCAUGCAUACAGUUAUCUAGACAGAUGUUUAUGUUGUCAGUGGCCAUGCGACCGCAUGAUAGCUGUUGUGCUUUCGUCUCUGUUCUUUAGGCCUACUUGUUUUAUGUCAAUCCAACCUGGCAUUUUAUUUGAAAUAUUGCAAAGACGGUAUAUCUAUCUAUCUAUAACAUAUCCUAUUUUAUUUUUGUAUGGUAUCUUUCCCUCGUGAGUGAGUGAGUGUGUGUGUGUGUGUGUGAAUGUGCGGCCAGGAGGCCGUUUCAUUGUACUCUGGAGUUAUUGUGAAGAUCGGUUUUUAAAAGGAUUUUAACCAGAAAACCGAUACUGAUGUAAUUUGACACUAGAGUACAGGACAGAGAAAUGGCCUCCAGACGUAUUGCCAAAUGUUGUUUUGUAAAUGGUGUAUAUUUUAUUGAACACUUUUUUUUAAAUAAAUGGUAGAGCACCCUCUAAAA